This is a messenger RNA of Amphimedon queenslandica, 517 nucleotides long. Its product is annotated as krev interaction trapped protein 1-like. The record is from RefSeq and is a predicted model, not a curated record. The transcript is spliced from 6 exons. Bases 158 to 517 code for a protein of 119 amino acids. NCBI's taxonomy places the organism in Eukaryota, Metazoa, Porifera, Demospongiae, Haplosclerida, Niphatidae.
CACUGGACAAUCAAAGUUCCCAGGAUUUCUUCCAACCGAUACUUUCCUCUCUUACAUCAUUCCAGCUAAAUGCAGGGAGUCCCAUGUUGUUCGAUGCUUUCCUCCCGAUAACACAGAGUACUGUCAUUUCUACUCGUUGGAAACUCUACUGCAUGGGAUGUACACUGAAACUCUUAAUAUACAUCCUUCUACAAGAGAAAUGCUUGCAACACUUGACAAUUGGUUAGGGGAGAGACACUCUCAAGUUAAUGCUAUCAAUCAGUUAUUCCAACCUCCAGUUGCUCAAAGAACCAUCUAUGCAGUAGCCAAUCCAUUGCAUAGUGAAAACAGUGAGUCAUUUGGAAAAUAUUGGAAGAAAUUUGAAGAAGAGAAAGUCGACAAAUUUGUUGAUAACCCUUUAUUUGGUUCUGGUUUGAAAUUUAAGGACACGCCUGAAAUAUACAUAGUGAAUAAGUACUUUGGUAUGGGAGUUCCAGAUUAUGAAUACAUAGGAAUGAGAAGUCAACACCGAACUUAA